Molecule: messenger RNA, 534 nt
Organism: Purpureocillium lilacinum
Lineage: Eukaryota; Fungi; Ascomycota; Sordariomycetes; Hypocreales; Ophiocordycipitaceae
Product: mitochondrial 54S ribosomal protein bL31m
Biological process (GO): mitochondrial translation
Cellular component (GO): mitochondrial large ribosomal subunit
Molecular function (GO): structural constituent of ribosome
Source: RefSeq, a predicted model, not a curated record
AUGGCGAAGCUCCCCUCCCUCGCGCCCUGCCGCGCCCUCUGCUCCGGCGGCGCACCACUCACCCCCCGACACAACACCCACCGCCUCCCGUCGACGACACCAUCGUCGUUCCUCGCCGCGCAAGUCCGCCACGCGACCUUUGUCCCGCGCCCGCGCCGGCCCUACACCUUCACGCAGCUCGUCCAGCUCUCCGACGGGUCCACCUACACCAUGCGCAGCACCUCGCCGCUGCCGCUCUACCGCGCCGCCAAGGACACGCGCAACACGCUGCUGUGGCAGCCCUCGGAGAAGUCGCUCCGCAACGUCGAGCUCGACGAGGCCGGAAAGCUGGCCGCCUUCCGAGAGCGCUUCGGCCGGGGCUACGACGCGUCCGCCGAGGCUGCGGAGGGUGGUGAGGGUGCGGACGCGCAGGCUGCCGCGGAGCAGGGCCCUGGAGGAGACGGUUUUGCGGAUUUGAUCACGGGAUAUGCGCCGCAGGACGUCAGCUCGAUGAAGGACUCUGGACCAAAGAAGUCGCCCACGAGGAGGAAGUAG